Juglans regia (Persian walnut) is the source of this 1074-nucleotide messenger RNA. Its product is annotated as zinc finger protein 1-like. Gene Ontology annotation, biological process: negative regulation of abscisic acid-activated signaling pathway. The transcript has a single exon. Bases 47 to 925 code for a protein of 292 amino acids. Lineage: Eukaryota; Viridiplantae; Streptophyta; Magnoliopsida; Fagales; Juglandaceae. The record is from RefSeq and is a predicted model, not a curated record.
GUGUAUCCUUGUUGGAUAUAUAGCGCAAGGACAUUUUUCUUAUCCGAUGAAUCGCCUUUUUUUAAUCGCAUUUUCAAAACAUAGGUAUUCUCUAAUGGAACCAACAAAGAAUGAGCCUUGUCCUUCCAAGACUCCGAGCACCUUCUCUGCUCCAGAGGUUCUUGAUCUAUGUCUAAACACACCACUGCAAAACCCAGAAGAAAACAAGCAGGGAGUUGUCAAAGUAGAUGAAGGAGAAAGAGAAGCAAAGCCAGAUUACCGGUUAGAUCUGAAUCUAUCAGGUGAGGAUUCCAAUCUUGGGUUUGAAACAGAGCUCAAUCUCAUAAAUUGCUUGGACGUGGGUUCAUCUCAGAUUCCAUCAGAAAGCCCCCAAGACUAUUAUGCGGAGCCACGAGUCUUUUCAUGCAACUAUUGCAGAAGAAAAUUCUAUAGUUCACAGGCACUUGGAGGGCACCAAAAUGCCCACAAAAGAGAGAGGACUCUAGCAAAAAGAGGACAAAAGAUAGCGGCACACAUAAUGGCAUCCGCUGCAGCUUUUGGGCACUCCCACCACCACCACUAUGCAAGCAUGGCUUCUCUUCCUCUUCACGGUGCUCAUAACAGAUCACUUGGAAUUCAGGCACAUUCAGUGAUCCAAAAGCCUUCUCACAAAUCAUCUUCCAGUAAUGGGUCGUUCUAUGCAUCUUACGGCUGGUCAAGACCCCUCAUUAACCAACAACCAGCAGUUGGGAAGCUAGUAGCUGAGAGUUUUCACACAGCAGCAGGAUCACAGUCGCGUGGAAGUGUCGGUAGAUUUGAAUUGGUAAGAACGAUGAAUGGUUCCCCGGCCGAUGAUGAACUCAGUGGAUUUUGGUUUCCAGGCAGUGGGCUUUACAGCACUAAUCAAGAGGAAGUGAAGAAGCUGGACUUGUCUCUCAAGCUUUAGAUUAUAGUAACUCUUAUUAUCUUUAUUAUUCUUCUUCAUCUUCCCUACUGGUAUUUCUAGUCUAAAGUCUAUUCAAUUUUUCACUUGAAGCAAUAUAGUGUAGAUUUCGUAUCAAAACGUAAGAUAUUUAUCUUUUUUCUGGUUCUUUA